This is a messenger RNA of Oldenlandia corymbosa var. corymbosa, 603 nucleotides long. The record is from the annotation of a GenBank genome assembly. NCBI's taxonomy places the organism in Eukaryota, Viridiplantae, Streptophyta, Magnoliopsida, Gentianales, Rubiaceae.
AUGGAGUUGGAGAAGAAGAGUUCCUCUUCUGCUGCUUCUGUUUACGCCAAACGAUUCAUGUCUAUGCUGCGAUCCAUGACCAAGGCCAAGUCGAUAUUGACAGCAAUCAAAUGUAAAAGCGAGGCGGUGAAGGCCCGGCUUCUGGUGUUUUCAUUGUUGAGGAACGUGAAGAAGCCUUCUCCCCUGGUUGCCCUGACUCACAAGAUUCAAUCCUCCUUUCUCCCGAAAUCAUCCUCACCCGUCAUUGGCGGGGAUGAUCUGCAAUGCUGUAGCCAAUGUUGCUGCUCCCAACCCGACCAGGAGGCUCAAGAUCAGCAGGCUUUGGUAGUGUAUAACUACGGGGAUGAUUAUCUACUGCAGGAAGGGAACGACGAUGCCGAUGAAGCGAAAGAUGAGCUGGAGCAGCUGGUAUUGCAGCAGGCUGGAGAUCCUGAUGCUUCUGUCAUAGAUCUGGUCAGGAAUUCCAAAGAGAAUUUCAGCUUGGAAGACGAUAUCGAUCACGUUGCUGAUUUGUUCAUUAUGAAGAUCCACAAGAGGAUGAGAUUGCAGAAGCUGGAAUCAUUCAAGAGGUAUCAAGAGAUGCUCCAGAGAAGCGCUGCUUAA